Molecule: messenger RNA, 3420 nt
Organism: Myotis myotis
Lineage: Eukaryota; Metazoa; Chordata; Mammalia; Chiroptera; Vespertilionidae
Gene: MUSK
Product: muscle associated receptor tyrosine kinase
Exons: 17
Coding region: 127-2796 (889 amino acids)
Biological process (GO): multicellular organism development; protein phosphorylation; positive regulation of kinase activity
Cellular component (GO): signaling receptor complex
Molecular function (GO): ATP binding; protein binding; transmembrane receptor protein tyrosine kinase activity
Source: RefSeq, a predicted model, not a curated record
UGCUGACACAAACGGUCAUUAGCAGAUGACCCUUUUGUAACAAACUAUGCUUUAAAAUGUAAACUGUGGGGCAUUCUCCUUGCAUUGUCCAGAAGAAACUUUCUCCUGCCUGAGCCUGGAUUAAUCAUGAGAGAGCUCGUCAACAUUCCACUGGUACAUAUUCUUACCCUGGUUGCCUUCAGCGGGACUGAGAAACUUCCAAAAGCUCCUGUCAUCACCACUCCUCUUGAAACAGUGGAUGCCCUAGUUGAAGAAGUGGCUACUUUCAUGUGUGCAGUGGAAUCUUAUCCCCAGCCUGAAAUUUCCUGGACUAGGAAUAAAAUUCUCAUCAAGCUCUUCGACACCCGGUACAGCAUUCGGGAGAACGGGCAGCUCCUCACCAUCCUGAGUGUGGAAGAUAGUGAUGACGGCAUUUACUGCUGCAUCGCUGACAAUGGCGUGGGAGGAGCUGCGGAGAGCUGCGGGGCUCUGCAAGUGAAGAUGAAACCGAAAAUAACUCGUCCUCCCAUAAAUGUAAAAAUAAUAGAAGGAUUAAAGGCAGUUCUACCAUGUACUACAAUGGGCAAUCCCAAACCAUCGGUGUCAUGGAUUAAAGGAGAUAGUGCUCUCAGGGAAAAUUCCCGCAUUGCAGUUCUUGAAUCUGGGAGUUUAAGGAUUCAUAAUGUGCAAAAGGAAGAUGCAGGACAUUAUCGAUGUGUGGCAAAAAACAGCCUUGGGACGGCAUAUUCCAAAUUGGUGAAGCUGGAAGUUGAGGCUCUUAAUAUGACAAAUGCCACAGAGAGAGAAGAAACUGAACCUGAGCAAGAUAAUAAAGUUUUUGCCAGAAUCCUGCGGGCUCCUGAAUCCCACAAUGUCACCUUUGGCUCCUUUGUGACCCUGCGUUGUACGGCAACAGGCAUCCCUGUCCCCACCAUCACCUGGAUUGAGAACGGAAAUGCUGUUUCUUCUGGGUCCAUUCAAGAAAGUGUGAAAGACCGAGUGAUUGACUCAAGACUGCAGCUGUUUAUCACCAAGCCUGGACUCUACACAUGCAUAGCUACUAAUAAGCACGGAGAGAAAUUCACUACUUCAAAGGCUGCAGCCACUGUCAGUAUAGGAGAAUGGAGUAAACCACAGAAAGAUAACAAAGGCUACUGCGCCCAGUACAGAGGGGAGGUGUGUAACACUGUCCUGGCAAACGGUGCCCUUGUUUUCUUCAACAACUCCUACGCGGACCCUGAGGAGGCCCAAGAACUACUCGCACACACCGCCUGGAGUGAACUGAGAGCAGUGAGCCCGUUCUGCCGGCCAGCUGCGGAGGCUUUGCUGUGUAACCACAUUUUCCAAGAAUGCAACCCUGGGGUGGUACCUACUCCUAUACCCAUUUGCAGAGAAUACUGCCUGGGGGUAAAGGAGCUCUUCUGUGCAAAAGAAUGGCUGGCGCUGGAAGAGAAGACCCACAGGGGACUCUACAGACCUGGGCUGCAUCUGCUCUCGGUGCUCGACUGCAGCAAGCUCCCCAGCAUGCACUGGGACCCGCGGGCCUGCACCAGACUGCCAUAUUUAGAUUUUAAAAAAGAAAACCUAACAACAUUCCCACCAAUGACGUCCUCAAAGCCGAGUGUGGACAUUCCAAAUUUGCCUUCCUCCUCCUCCUCCUCCUUUUCUGUUUCACCUGCAUAUUCCAUGACUGUAAUCAUCUCUAUCAUGUCCAGCUUCGCAGUAUUUGCGCUUCUUACCAUAACCACUCUUUAUUGCUGCCGAAGGCGAAAACAAUGGAAAAAUAAGAAAAGAGAAUCAGCAGCAGUGACUCUCACUACUCUUCCAUCUGAGCUUCUGCUGGACAGACUGCAUCCUAACCCCAUGUACCAGAGGAUGCCACUCCUUCUGAAUCCCAAAUUGCUCAGCCUGGAGUAUCCAAGGAAUAAUAUUGAAUAUGUGAGGGAUAUUGGAGAAGGAGCAUUUGGAAGGGUCUUUCAAGCAAGGGCUCCAGGCUUACUUCCCCACGAACCGUCCACUAUGGUGGCAGUGAAGAUGCUCAAAGAAGAGGCUUCAGCUGACAUGCAAGCCGACUUUCAGCGGGAGGCGGCCCUCAUGGCGGAAUUUGACAAUCCUAACAUUGUGAAACUCUUAGGUGUGUGUGCCGUGGGGAAACCCAUGUGCCUGCUCUUUGAAUACAUGGCCUAUGGUGACCUCAACGAGUUCCUCCGCAGCAUGUCGCCUCACACCACGUGCAGCCUCAGUCACAGCGACCUGUCCCCGAGGGCACACAUCUCCAGCCCUGGGCCCCCGCCCCUCUCCUGCGCUGAGCAGCUUUGCAUAGCCAGGCAGGUAGCAGCUGGCAUGGCUUAUCUCUCAGAGCGCAAGUUUGUCCACCGGGAUUUAGCCACCAGGAACUGCCUGGUGGGUGAGAACAUGGUGGUGAAAAUUGCCGAUUUUGGCCUCUCCAGGAACAUCUAUUCAGCAGACUACUACAAAGCUAAUGAGAACGAUGCGAUCCCUAUCCGUUGGAUGCCACCUGAGUCCAUUUUCUACAACCGCUACACCACCGAGUCUGACGUGUGGGCUUACGGUGUGGUCCUGUGGGAGAUCUUCUCCUAUGGCUUGCAGCCCUACUAUGGGAUGGCCCACGAGGAGGUCAUUUACUACGUGCGAGAUGGCAACAUCCUCUCCUGCCCUGAGAAUUGCCCCCUGGAGCUGUACAAUCUAAUGCGUCUGUGUUGGAGCAAGCUGCCUGCCGACAGACCCAGCUUCGCCAGUAUUCACCGAAUUCUGGAACGCAUGUGUGAGAGGGCAGAUGGAACUGUGAGUGUCUAAGGUGGAAGAUGUGCAAAUAAAACAUUACCGUUUCCUCUCAGACUCUGGGAGCCAGAGGAACACAGUGCCAGAGGCCCAACAAGACCUAGGUAGAAAGAAUAGUAGACAUGAGUAGCAUGUCAUUUGUUUCUUGGGAAAAACAAAAACUGCGCAGAACUCAGAUAGGUCAAUCUAUUGAAAGUUAAUGAUUGGAAACACAAGCUAGGAAUAUGUCAGAUAACCAGAGAUAACUACUCUUCCUCAUGGGGAAAGUUUGUAUUACAUAUUGUACAGGAAAGAAUGUCAUCUGCUGUUCCUGAAUUAGCUGGCAGCAGAGUAUUACAUUUUAAUACUCUGCUGUAUUACAUUUUAAUAUGAAAUGUGAUACAGAGCUUCAUUUUUAGUAGAACUAAUUCCUGUCCAUUCUGGGAGUAGUGUAGCUUCAUGUAUGAUAUUUAAACAAAACACAGAAAACUAAAAAGAAAAACACAUUCAUUGUCUCCCCACCCAAAGAUGGAUGUUUGGUUUUUCUGAAUUUCUUUCUUGCACUUAAUGCAUACUUUUAUAUUUGUCUGUGACCUACAGAGCUAUGGUUUACUUUAUUGAUAGGGGGUUUGUAAGGAAUAAAAUGAGCAGUCAGCAAGU